Molecule: messenger RNA, 1675 nt
Organism: Toxotes jaculatrix (banded archerfish)
Lineage: Eukaryota; Metazoa; Chordata; Actinopteri; Toxotidae
Gene: mpped2a
Product: metallophosphoesterase domain containing 2a
Exons: 8
Coding region: 698-1567 (289 amino acids)
Molecular function (GO): hydrolase activity
Source: RefSeq, a predicted model, not a curated record
CUCGCUCCUGCUCUCUCUGCUCUCUGACCCCAGUGGCAGCUCCGACUCACUGCACUCCGGCUCCCCCUCCGUCAGACCGAGGCUGCGCUCUCUCUCUCUGUUGUCUGUCAGUGUCUCUCACCCUCCUCUCCGGCUCUCUCUCCUCGCUCUCUUGUCUGGUUUCUGUCCACAGGAGCCAGCCGAGGUCCCGCCGGGUCGAAGGUUCUUGCCCUACCCGCCCCAGACUGCCGCAAGACUUCCGGACGGCCGCGUACGAACCUGCCUCGCUGCCCUUGCUGCUGCCGCAUGGACCCGCGUCCCUCCGCCGCCGCCGCUGCUGCUGCUGCUGCCGCCGCCGCCGCCGCGUAGAGGGCGACCCCGACCCGACACUCUUUCUCCGGCCAGAUUAAAAAAAAAAACGCACAAAAGCCCCCCCACACCAAAAAGGAGGUCUGGUAUAUAAAGCCUGUCAAGCCCACAGUGGCCACUUUACUAUCAGUCAGGGAGGUCAGACAGGAGGGAGGCUCAGGGAGCAAGGGGGACACACAGCCAAGCCCGACUGCAGCGUGUCGUGGUCGAGUCGGUCGGCCGGGGCGCUGCUGCCGCUGCUGCUGGGAGACUUCCUGGGCUUCUUUAGCGGCUCUGAAGGAUGACUGCUGCACGGCUCGCUGCUGAAUCCCGGUGAACGAACGGCGUCUCAUGUCCAAACGGCGGAAGGAUGGCUCAUGGCAAAGUGACCAUCACGGUGGACGAGUACAGCUCCAACCCCACGCAGGCCUUCACACACUACAACAUCAACCAGAGCCGCUUCCAACCUCCACACGUCCACAUGGUGGACCCCAUUCCGUAUGACACUCCCAAACCGGCGGGACACACCAGGUUCGUGUGCGUUUCUGACACACACUCGCGCACAGACGGCAUCCAGAUGCCCUACGGCGAUGUGCUGCUGCACAUGGGCGACUUCACCGAGCUGGGCCUGCCGUCCGAGGUUAAGAAGUUCAACGACUGGCUAGGUGGCCUUCCAUACGAAUUUAAAGUGGUGAUCGCCGGGAACCACGAGCUGACCUUUGAUAAGGACUUUAUGGCUGAGCUGGUUAAGCAGGAUUACUACCGAUUCCCCUCAGUCUCCAAACUCAAACCAGAGGACUUUGACAAUGUCCAGUCGCUCCUCACAAACUGUGUGUACCUGCAGGACUCGGACGUCACCAUAAAGGGAUUCCGGAUAUACGGGACGCCAUGGACUCCGUGGUUUAACGGCUGGGGGUUCAACCUGCCUCGGGGUCAGUCUCUGCUGGAUAAAUGGAACCUCGUCCCCGAAGGCAUCGACAUCCUGAUGACCCACGGACCUCCGCUCGGUUUCCGAGACUGGGUUCCUAAAGAGCUGCAGCGGGUCGGCUGCGUGGAGCUGCUCAACACGGUCCAGAAGAGGGUGCGACCCAAACUUCACGCCUUCGGAGGCAUACACGAAGGCUACGGGAUCAUGACGGACGGUUACACGACGUUCAUCAACGCGUCGACCUGCACUGUCAGCUUCCAGCCCACCAACCCCCCCAUCGUGUUCGACCUGCCCAACCCCUCCAGCUCCUGAGACCAGAGGACGUGGGGGCGGGGAGGGUCGCGGGCCGGAUAAACUACUUUUUUUCUAUAAAUAUGUCAAGUUUAAAAAAAAAAAAAAAAAAAUUCUAAGUGUUUCUUU